Blepharisma stoltei is the source of this 1122-nucleotide messenger RNA. The record is from the annotation of a GenBank genome assembly. NCBI's taxonomy places the organism in Eukaryota, Ciliophora, Heterotrichea, Heterotrichida, Blepharismidae.
AUGAAGCUCAUAGCCACAUUCGCAGUUCUAGCUUUAUUAGGCACUUAUAUACAAAUUUCUCAACAAAACUGACUGGAAGACACAAGUGCUGAUUUUGCUGAAUGAGUACAAAGCGGGAGGACUCGUACGGUAGACAUUAUUUUUGAGAUUAUUGGAGCCGUCAUGGGAUUUAUUUUUGUGAUUAUUAGUGGGAUUAUGUUCCUUAUGGGGAAACGUGAGGAAGGAAUGGUUGGAAUGGCAGCUGCACUCUUUGGGUCAGCGCUGUCCGGAACAUUGAAGAUGGCUUUGAUGCACCCAAGGCCUUUUUGGAAAUAUCCAAAAGUGCUAGGGAUUGAGUGUCCCAGAGACUUUGGAGCACCUUCAGGGCAUGCAUUAUCGACUGGAUGCGGACUUAUUGUGGUUGGUGUGAUUUGGCUAAGGUCUGGUGGACAGUUUACAAGGAAAAUAUUUAUCCUUCUGUUUUUGUUCAUACUCACUGCUUUUGAUAGAAUUUAUCUCGGAGUCCACUUUUAUUUCCAAGUUACCUUGGGAUAUUUAUUUGCAGCGUUAGUAUCAGCAAUUAUGCUUCAUCCAAAAUUUUGGAAACUUGUGCAUAGAUUUGGUUCAGAUAAAGCUACCAUAAAAUCAGUGUUUUUCUUUAUUUUAGCAUAUACAUUCGUAUCUUUAUCUUUGUAUAUGUUUGGAGGCUCAGGCUGGGACCCAGUAUGGAGUCAAAUUUAUCAAGAAAAAUGCAAUAGGACACUUCAGUUAAGUGAUGCCCUUAUUAAAAAUUUUUCAGAAGCUCUCCACGUGUGGCUUAUUUUCGGAUGUGUGAUAGGCUAUUAUUUUUUGAAGGAAAAAAAUGGUCCUCCAUUUAGCUAUCAAUUGCUGGCUUUAUCGUCGGUUCUACACAUUUCUGCAUGUGGAUUUGUAACUGCAUUGGAUUCAUGGAUGAUUAAGAAUAUGGGAGGAAUGUCAAGACUUAUAAGCUUGCUUGUUUUAAGACUAGUAGGAGGGAUUGUGUGCACUUAUUUUCUUCCUUUGAUAGUUACAAAAAUCUAUGGAGUUGAAAAAACAAUUAAGACUGGGCUUCCAACAAGGAGAGGAAAUACAUUUGAUACAAAAACUAAAGCUGUGAAUUAA